Petromyzon marinus (sea lamprey) is the source of this 4641-nucleotide messenger RNA. Its product is annotated as tryptophan 5-hydroxylase 1-like. Gene Ontology annotation, biological process: dopamine biosynthetic process from tyrosine. Lineage: Eukaryota; Metazoa; Chordata; Hyperoartia; Petromyzontiformes; Petromyzontidae. The record is from RefSeq and is a predicted model, not a curated record. Gene Ontology annotation, cellular component: cytoplasm; axon; perikaryon. Gene Ontology annotation, molecular function: iron ion binding; tyrosine 3-monooxygenase activity.
CGCUGCAUGCGUCAUCUCCUCCAGCAAUCGCCACUCUCCGCCCUUCACUUUAGCUCGCUUUUCAUCUCACGCGAUUAGAAUAUUAUUUUUACUCCUGGCACACCGAUACGGUGUCCUGUUGCGCGCCUAUCUCGUGGCGAUAUCACGGGCGCCUGCUCUCUAUAUAAGCGGCGCGGAGAGGGGAGGGAAGAGAGAGAGAAUCCAGAUAGGCUGACGGCUGGACGCUCAUUCAUUCAGCUGCUUGCUCCUGCGCUGAUCCAUUCUGUGAUUCAUUCGUGCAGCUAAGAACGUUCACCGAUUCACUCAGUCGUUCUCUGCUUGAUUUGCCCCGUACCGUAUACUAGCUCAAACAGCCUCUCCAGCUUGGCAAGAGCCGUGUUUCCGUUAGGUUAUAGGGCACACCGAAGAACGCAAAUUUCCGCACUCGCUCAAUCAGUCCUUCAUUCAUUCAUAACACCUGUGAACACGGAGGAUUGGGUUUAACGCUCAUCUUUUCAGGUUUCGCAUUAAGAACAUUCAUUCUCUCUCACGAAUUGUAACUUACUCCUGGAGGGAGUGAUCAGCUAAUUAGGUCGUUUACAAUUAGCUUCGAUAUUUGCAUCAAUUAUACGAUCAAUCUGUCCAGCUUUCUACAACCGGAGAACACAACGCAGCUCCACAAUUUGGUUCGUUGACGCGAAGUUUUGCCCGUCUCUAAAGUGCCAAACCAUUUUGCAUGCAUCGAUCGAUUUGCGUGCGUUUUUAAUUGAUCGUUAUGAGCCCACCGAUGAGUUCCGUCAAUUCGUUUACUUCCGACGUAUAUUUCAAUUAACACGUCCACACGCGCGCGCAGUCAGCCCGCUGGCAAUCGCACCAACGGGAGUGAGUGCACCACGCUUCAAAUUUAUAAUCCACCGAUCAAUUCGCUCGAUCUCUCAAAAUCCUUCUGGGCGAUUUCGCCUUCGCUCCAAAAAAUGUUCCUGGACCGAGUCCUCUGCUGCAACACGCUGGGCCGCCUUUUCUCCCUCCUGCCGCCCUGUGACGCCUCUUCUCGCAAGGAGCUCGGCACCGGCGGGUCUAGUCAACGUUGGUGCGGAGGCGAGACCCUCCGCGGGUCACCAUGGAGGUGUCAGCAGCAGCAGCAGCAGCGGCAGCCGAACGGUGUCUGCAGCUCUGGCCCCGUGAGCAGUGGAUCCCACUACUCCUCGGCGCCCCAGAGUGACGCGGAUACAACGGGAGCCCUCGCCAGGACCUUGGCUAUGAUUGAGGCCAAUGAAGUGAAGGGAGUUCGCCUGCGCUGGCGAGGUUCGGAGCCGCUCAUCGAGUUCUGCCUGGAUUUUCAAGGGGAGGACUCCGAGGCUGCGGCGGUGCCUGCAGGAGUCGAGGGAGCCCCCGGCGGCGGCCAGGAGGCCCGGGCGAUCGAGGGAGCGGAAGAGUCGUGUGGAGCCCUCAAUCCGGUCGUGCCAUUCCCGACGCACAUUUUCCACCUGGAGGAGGUGUUCGCUGCGGUGCGGUGGGACGACGUCUCAUCUUCGGAAGAUUUUUGCUCCGAACUUGAUGAAAGCAGGAGGGCGUACUUCUCUGAGCUCGCUCUUCAAUACAAAUUCCGCGAGCCGGCGCCCGUGCUGCAGUACUCGGCACGGGAGAGCGCCGCGUGGCGGAGCGCCCUGGAGGCGGCCGUGCGGGGUGCCCCCGGGGCAGAGCCGGAGUUCCGCGCGGCCCUGGAGGAGCUCACGGUCACCGCCUACAGCGCGAGCGCGAUUCCGCAGGCGAGCCACGUGUCACAGCUGCUGCACGGUCACACUGGCUUCUCUCUGUGGCCCGUGCCGGGCACUCCGCCCGCCCGCGUCCUCCUCUCGGCCCUCGCCUUCCGCGUGUUGCCCUGCUCCCUCCACGCGUGCCCCGGCAGCGUCGCGCACCCAGCGCACCGCACGGACGUGUGCGGACUGCUGCUAGGGCUGGUGCCGCUUCUCACGAUGGGUCCAGUGGCGCGUGCCGUGCAGGACAUGGGACUCGCCUCUCUGGGCUCGUCAAACACCGACGUGCAGCUCCUCGCAGAGAGUUUCUACAGCGUGUGCGAGUUCGCACUCCGCCAGGCGGGCCUACCCGUCUGCUCGGAACCUGGAGACUCCGUGGGCCCUCACGACGUCGCCAUCACAAGCCUGGAAGACGCGCUGUCUCAUGCGAGUUGGCAGGCAGCGGAGUGCACGGCGCGGCGCGGUUGGGCCCUCCGCUACGAGCCGUACUCGCAGGGCGUCCGCACGCUGCGGGACCCGGCGAGUGUGGCCCAGGCUGUCGCCGACCUCCGCGACCGGCUCUACCCAGCCUACACGGCUCUCAACGAGCUCUCCGUGAGCGGGGCCGCGUGAUGCUCCAAGCCUCAACUCGUCCGCCGUAGUGGGAGAAUAUUAAAGAGGUUUUUUUGUUGUUGUUGUUGUUGGCAUUAGAUUCGAUGGGCAAGCCUGAUGAAAAUAGUGUUAUGGCCUGCUAGCCAUCAAUAAAGUACUAGCGGGCUAAGAAAAUGAUUACCUGGGACUAAACGAUGACCAGUAUGAAAUUAAAUCUGUGAUUCCAGAUCGAGUCAGUAUUAGGGUAUGAUGGUAAGGAAUGGUUUCAGGCAUAGACGCGUGCCAAAGGGAUAUGUUUAGAGAAAACGGUAGGGUUAAGGGUAGGUACAGCAUUUAAGUUUGAGUGAUUGCGUGGUUAGAACUGGUGCCUGGGUUUGGUUUCGGAGAGCGUCAAUGCCGUGUUAGCGAUCAGGGUUCAUAAACCAAUGAUAGGCAAGCAGUUUCCACUGUCAACUAAUCGCAAGCGGGCAGCUUCGGUCCCUAUCAUCGAGUUAGAGAGCCGCACCAAGCUCGACUGCUAAACCACCAAACCUACGACUGUGAGCAAGUGCGUGCCACAUAUUUGAAGUGUGAAAAGUAACGGUGAAGCAUUUCAAUGAGCCCGGUCCCAGAGAGAGACAUGCUACUCCCAUCUGCGUUGUAGUACAUAGUUGAACAGUAUGCCAGAGGUAGGCUAAUUCACGUAUAAGUAUUUUAACAACAUGACCUUGAAUCCACGUGUCCAUGUAUUCUAGCAACUAGAUUCUAAAGCUUGGGGCACAAGCUGUUUGAAAUUGCUCACAAUAAUAUGUAAUGUCUGACAUAAUAUUGCCAUUUGCACAACAUUGCUAUUAUCAGAGUGUCUUUGAUGUUAACAUUUCAGUAGAUCAGAUGGUACAUCUUAUUGUUCGUAAAUUAUUAAGGUGGCAUAUGCUGUGUAUUAGUACGCGUUUGUAUAACACUAUAACGAUCAGGCAUCGUCAUUCACAUUGUACGAGCGACUGGAAUAUGAUCCCGACCAGGAAUUAAUUAUCUCAGAUUUCACAAGCACUGUGAGGUUAUAUCAUUUGUAUGGUUUUCAUAAACACACGCCUGAGUCCCAUAUCAAUGAUUCUUAAUCAGUAAGCUUAUCUUAGAUCAAAUCAAGAUUAUCUUAGAUUGAAUAUUAAACGAAUUACUUGGCGAUGCCGCAUUGGAGGGCUAUCGCCAGAAAUGUUGUCCAUUGUAUAUUUUUCCCCGCAUGGCGGUGUGUGUUGAGUUUUAAUUUAUUGAACUGGAAUACCAUAAUAGGGAGGGUUUUUUUGGGGUUAGAUCGCGUAAAUGUAAAUGUGUCGUUAAACUUGGCACCACCCGACACAGCCAAUUAGUAAGGUGUAUCACGUCAACAAAACGUGCUAAUUAUUUAGUGGUACAGCAGCAUACCGGUGUAUUGGAGAGUAAACCCACAACAUUUACAAUUGGAGCACGACGUUGCGCCGGUAAUUACAACAGCCUGCCUCAUUAGGCGACAGCCAAAACAUGGAAUACAAUUUUCAAUGUGUGUCUCAGUAUCCUGCCCUGUGCAUCGUGUGUACACACGCUGUACCCUUUUAAACAUCCCGUUCCAGAUUUUGUUUCCAACGCUUCGUAUGUCAAACUUGAAACAAAAAAAAAUCGUUUAACCCUAAUCUGGUCAUUUCUUUCCGAGCACUGUCGACGUGCAAUUGAAGUAAAAUUUAAACGCCCAGAAUAUUUCCCCGGUUACUUUGUAAAUUCCAGUGCACCGAUGCAUAUGUGAGUAACGUGGACAUUAGUGCUCCUUCAAACUCGCGACGCAACAUUACAUUUGACCUUUGGGUAAAUUUAAAGUGGUUUACGUAACGCAUUGAAAUCCCACCCUGACAACAAUACAUCUCUUGACCUCCCCACAACCUCCUACAUAAUGCACGAUCCUGCCCAGGCACACAAAGCCCUCAACUACCUCCACAUACUCCAAUCCCGUGACACCUGUGAGCUUCAUUUUAGGAGCGUUUACCUCGAGACCCCCACAAUGUCCAGCCCUGGGACUUACAUUUGCCAAGAGCUACAUUGCCUCGGCCAUUGUCAUGGCUGACAAACUCAAAUCAUCUGCGUAUUGUCAAAUAUGUCAAGUGCAAAUAACUCACGGCCAUAAUGUCCGGAGUUUGCUGACUUGCUUGUUCAUGCAUCAACUGGUGACCAAUGCUUUUCCUGCAUCUCAGCAGCCAAUGCCACGCAAUGCUCCUGACGUUAAAAAAAAGUAUUUUACGUUCGUUUUUCCCCCACUUAAGUUUUCUAUAUAAGUAUCUUCCCCUUGAAAUAAACAUUUCUGCCACUA